Drosophila persimilis is the source of this 1314-nucleotide messenger RNA. RefSeq lists its product as uncharacterized. Gene Ontology annotation, molecular function: zinc ion binding. The record is from RefSeq and is a predicted model, not a curated record. Gene Ontology annotation, cellular component: nucleus. The coding region runs from base 67 to 1182 and encodes 371 amino acids. The transcript is spliced from 2 exons. NCBI's taxonomy places the organism in Eukaryota, Metazoa, Arthropoda, Insecta, Diptera, Drosophilidae.
CGUGCAAAAACAAAGAAACUAAGAGUUCCUAAGUCCUGUGUUUGUUUCGUCCCGUGCCGGCAAACAAUGUUGAAUGUGUGCCGUCUGUGUCUCUCAAGCGACGCCAACUUUUUGAUUUCCAAUGGCCAAACCGCCCUAAAGAUAAUAGCUUGCACUGCUGUCGAGGUGCAGCCCAACGAUGACCUGCCCCAAGUUAUCUGCCCGGAAUGUCUUUUGCGAGUCGAGGAGCACUAUGCUUUUCGCAAACGCUGCCAUGCUGCUGACAGAAGGCUACGGCGCAAUAAGGUCCUGCAGAGCCGGGAUCCGAAAGGCGGGCUGGUAGACACUUUGGUAGCCGCCGAGGAGGAGUUUGAGCUGCACGAUGUGGCUGGCUGCACACCCACAGCCUGCUCCGAGAGCAGCGCCCAGUGGCGCAUGCAGACGGCUCAACUGAUCCGCUCCGAAAUCGAUUCUUACAAAAAGCAAUUGCUCAGCGCAUGCAAGAAGGAAAUGCGCGCCGAGAUAGAACAAGACCUGCGAAAGGAAGUGGAGGAGAAAAUUGAGGAAGAAGCUAAGAAAAAGUGCCGCAUCGGCGUCCUGGAUGAUGUUUUUCAUGAAAUGGAGCGAUUCUUCGAGCGCAAACGCAACGAGACACUCUACGGCAAUGUCGAACGCUGCGAGAGUUACUGGUCCGACUCGGACAAUAUGAGACUGAGAAGCAUUACGUCCUCGAACCAGGUGAUGGCGUUUGAAGGUUCCGAGUUGUACGUAGCUGAAGCUCCUGUUAAGCCUGAUGAGGUCAGGGAAGACGGCAAUGUGAGCUUUGUGGAUCUUCUAGAUGAUGAUUCAAACCCGAAAACUCCAUCGACCACAGCACCAGAAGCAGUCGCAACUCCUGGGCCAAUUGUGCCAGUACCCAUGGUGGAAAUACCCAUAUCGGAUCUAGAAUUGAAUAACUUGCGAGAAGAUUUCAACACCGACACCUUCCUGUCUUUUAGAUCUACCGCUAACAAAACAACCCAGGUGAAGCCUUCACCUCACAAGAAAGUUCGUUCCCAUCAUCAAAAGGAUCGCGACAAAUUAUGUCGCAAGCACAGCCGACGCUACGAUCCAGCAUCCGUGGAUCCUGCCAAUUGUGUGCGCUGUCGUCUCAGGCACGGAGAUAGGCAUAGUUCGACAUUGUCGAAGUGUCAGCAGAAAUAAUGGCCAAUAACCAUGUAACCAUGGUUUUUUUUUUUCAUAGCUCUAUUUAUCAACAUACUAUUAUCAUAAUCGGUCGUAUAUAUAAAACAUACUUUUUUUUGGACGUAUAAAAAAUAAAAUAGCCUAUUUACA